AUGAUGCACAUCACGCUAGCACUUGAGCUUCCCACUGCAAUAUCCUCGGCAUCGCAGGCAAUCGCCAAGGCGCUAUGCUUACGGGAAGACGAGAAGGUGAAGCGCAGGUGUCAAGGGCUCAAGCAGAGCGAAUUAAAAGCCUUGAAGAGGACUCUUGCUCAGAUAUCCUGCGAAAUCGAGCGGCUCCGAUCGUCCCAGGCGGAAUUCGCGCUGUACUUGGACAAGGUCGCCUCCAGCCUUGACGAGGUAUUAGAGAGCGAGUACUGUUUGAGCCGCUCGGGUGAUAUCAGCCCGGUAUUCAACCCGGGGCUGGCUCGAUAUCAAACGCUCGCAACCUUUGCCGCCAUCCUUGCCCACAGGCCGGCCGACUUUGAGGUCAUCGAGGCCAUCCGCGUCGGCGUAGCGGACAAGCUGUCGAGGCUCUCGUAUCUGUUGGAAGAAUUCUGCGACGUGCUCGACGACCCCGACCCCAACGAUCUGGAAGCAUCCCACAUCCACGAAAGCACGAGUCAGAGGAGCUUCCCGAGCCCCCGUAUCGCGAUUGGCGCCUUCCCUGACGUCCGGAGUCUGGCGGAGAAUUUGCACGACAUCUUGCACAAGUACUGGCCGUGCCAUCAAACGCAUCAUGACCAUUCCGGAACGUUGGGCCAGUGCGACCGAGCCAACAUGCAGCUUGAUCCUCAGUGGAUCAUACGAGGAUCCGAAGAACGCCGCUUCUUCAUGAUCUUAACAGGUGCCGACAUUACCCAAGAAUGCAGGAUUCAUCUUUCCGAGACCCUGGCGGGUGGUGGUGACGAUGACCUACUCUGUCUCUUGCGCCAUGACGAGUGCAAAGAGUGCUGUCUUUUUCUCAUGGCGGAUACUUCUGGUCAACUCUGGGAGAACGCCAAUACAGUCCUGGACCUUCAGCUUCAUAUACAAAGCGACCCACGAAAGCCAGCCGAGUACAAGUUGCUAAGCUUGAGGCAACUACUCCAAGCCCUGGAGCCUUCUUAUGCUGCAAAGCGGGUUAUCGGUAUGAUACUGGCACGGUCGUUGCUGGUCUUACUAAACGGUCCAUGGGUUGGUAACUCGCUUUCGAUGGAUGAUGUCUUUGUCUUUUGCCAGUUCGAGCAUGGCGAGCCACGGCCCUUCUUCGACAAAGUUUUCGUUUCGACCCGGUUCGGCAAGAGCAUCAACACACCCCCAGUUCGACGGCCGCGGAACGCUCACCCGUUUCCCGCCAUCCAGGCCCUUGGCAUUCUCAUAGCUGAAGUUGAGCUCGCGGAUGACCUUGAGGGAAUCUACCGUGAUGUGUCUCCAAAGGACAAGGUCCAGAAGCCCGGACAGAUUGCCAUGAUGCUGUUUAGGGAAGCCCAGAAGCGACUUCCUGGGGGAGCAGGGGUUCUCCGCGCCAUCAGAUUCUGCCAGGAACGCAGCUCGCUAGAGAAGUAUGUAUAUCGGACCACGUCGGGUUUCCUUCAAGAAGAUGCCGACUUCGUCAAGGACUACUACCUGAAUAUCGUUCGGCCGCUAGAAGAAGAUCUCGUUGUUGGAGCCAAUUGGUCAUGGGACGAGAUCAACUGGAAUCAAUCCAGAGAGCUGGACGACUGUGGCAUUGCCAAGAUCAUCACAAGACCAGCACCCGGAGCUGUUGUGGGGAGCAGGGGGAACAAGAUGGUAAACACGCUACCUGCACUUAUGGAGGAGAGCGACCACUGCCCUACGCCAAAUUUACAUCAGCAACGGCUACAGUUGCAAAACCGAAUAGACGCAGAUGUUGUCUUCGACGCAGGAAGCUGUGCCCUCGCCAGCGAUGAAGUUUCGCUCACCACAGACGACUGGUUCGCUGAGCUCAAGGAUGUCCAUAAGAACUUGAACCGAGACCGAAUGGACUCGCUCAGCGAGGAAGAGUUGGAAGACCUCGUCAAAGUGGCGGUCAUAGACACGGGAAUCGACUUGAGCCACCCCGAGUUCCAAGCCGUCUUGAAGAGCGGGCAGCUGGAUCCUGGCAUCGACCUCGUUGAUCAAGGCAAGACGAUCUCGGACGAGGAUGGGCAUGGCACCCACGUGUGUCACACCCUUCUCCAGACAGCACCAUACGCGAAGCUGUAUCCCAUGAGAGUGUUUAGAACCAGCACGCGGGAAGCGUCCACACCGGGUCUUAUCAAGCAGGUGCGUAAUUGUGACCGUGCUCCGUGUCUAGUUCGCUACGCCUUUCACGACUUUAACUCUCAUGGUUAUCAGGCCAUAUUUCACGCGAUAGAGACAUGGGACGUAGACAUCAUAUCCAUGUCCUUUGCGUUUGAACAGGAAGAAGUGGCCAUCAAGGAGGCUUUGUACCACGCCAAGUCAAGAGUCUCGCAGAAGAACGUCCUGAUGUUUGCCGCCGCGUCGAACAAUCGCUCUCUUCGGGUUGAACCAAUUGGCUAUCCGGCUCGGGCCAUGGAUCGCGUCAUAUGCGUCAACUCGUCCACCGUGGACAUGAAGCGUUCCAGCUUCAGCCCCAAGGGCAUUCCCGGGCAACCAAACCUCAGCGUCGUAGGUGAGAAUGUGGAUGCCGCGUGGCCGCUAUUUGGAGCUGGCGAGACGCAGGCGACGCGCAGGAGAAUGAGCGGCACUUCGUGUGCGACCCCGAUUGUCGCAGGUAUCGCGGCCAUGACCCUUGACUUUGCGAAGAAGGACUUGCCGGAGCUGCGCUGUCUCCCAAAAUGGGAUGUGACGAAAGGACAGCUAUGGGACACCUAUGGCAUGAGGGCUGUCCUGAAAAAGUGCAUGACCGACGAGACGCGAGAUGAGUCGUACAGCUUCAUCAAGCCAUGGAGGCUGCUGAAAGAGACGGAUGUAGCGAUUGCUGUGAAGAUCAUCGAGGCACUGGAAAGGAAGUACAGGUGA
Messenger RNA from Purpureocillium lilacinum, 2874 nucleotides. NCBI's taxonomy places the organism in Eukaryota, Fungi, Ascomycota, Sordariomycetes, Hypocreales, Ophiocordycipitaceae. The record is from RefSeq and is a predicted model, not a curated record.